CUUCAGAGGACUGUUUUCACACUCAAGCUAAAAACUGUUUGUUUUUUAGCUGCCUUUAUUUACAGUGAGCCAGGAUAAGGAAUACUAAAAUAGAGUUGGACAUCAAUUCAUCAAACAUGAUCCCACUUCAUCAGACGACCAGCAGAAGAAGGUUGGACCAUAAGCGGGAGGCAAUCUGCAUUUUUGGCACUGGGGACUUCGGCCGAUCUUUGGGUAUGAGGCUGCUCAAGUCAGGGUACCCAGUGAUAUAUGGCAGUCGAAACCCAAAAAAUUCCACCCUACUACCAAGUGGAGCUCAAGUCACUACCCAUGCUGAAGCCCUGAAAGAAUCUAAGAUCAUUUUCCUGGCAGUUCACAGGGAGAACUAUGAUUUUCUCCCAGCUCUGUCCAAUUUAUUAGAUGAUAAAGUGCUGGUGGACGUGAGCAACAACCUCAAAGUGAAUCAGUACCCUGAGUCCAAUGCUCAGUAUCUUUCUCAGCUGGUCCCCAAAGCAAUUGUGGUGAAGGGAUUUAACACAGUUUCAGCCUGGGCCCUUCAGUCAGGCAGCCUGGAUGCCAACAGUCAGGUCUUUAUCUGUGGCGACGACACUAAAUCCAAACAGCAGGUGAUGGAUGUUGCCAGGAGUCUAGGCCUCACUCCUUUAGACCAGGGAUCUCUUCUAGCAGCUGAAGAAGUGGAGAAAUAUCCACUGCAGCUCUUUCCAAUGUGGAGAUUACCAUUUAUUAUAACAGCUGGUCUCACAAUAUUCUUCUUCUUAUAUUGUGUGGUGAUUAAAGUGAUCUAUCCCUAUGUGGAAAAGGAUAAGGAUAAUUCCUAUCUGUUGAUGGUUUCCAUACCCAAUACGAUUUUUCCAGUUGUCUCUCUCAUUCUCCUUGGGCUGGUUUACUUGCCAGGUGUGAUUGCUGCAUUCCUCCAGCUCUACAGAGGGACAAAGUACAAGAGGUUUCCUGAGUGGCUUGACAAGUGGAUGCUGUGCCGAAAACAACUCGGACUUGUGGCAUUUGCAUACGGUUUUCUUCACGUAUUCUAUUCAUUGAUCGCAUCACUUAGGUACUCAGUUUACUGGAGCUAUGUUAAAUACGCUGCAGAAGAGGUGAAAAAGAACUCAUCCUCAGAACUUAAGAUGGUCUGGAGUUGGCGAAGUGAUGCAUUUUAUGCAUCUGGAAUCCUGGGCUUUUCAAUCUUCUUUUUGCUUGGAAUAACCUCUCUACCAUCUGUGAGCAACACUAUGAACUGGAGAGAAUUCAGAUUUGUUCAGUCGAAGCUGGGUCAUGUCACAUUGUUGCUGUGCACGUUGCAUACCGCUUUACUCGGGUGGAAUAAAUUUCUCUAUCCCUCACGCUACAGGUGGGGACUUCCACCAACAUAUCUCCUGUCCAUGGUGAUUCCAUGUAUUGUGCUGACUCUAAAGCUAGUUCUCAUAAUUCCAUGUGUAGACAGAAUGGUCAACAGAAUCCGGCAAGGUUGGGAAAGGAAAAAAAACGGCCCAAGUGAUCUCAAUAUUUGAACCAAAUAUUUCACCAGAAUAAGAUGCUUUGUAAACACAUGAUGUCUUUUCUUGAAUGAAUCUUCAAACAGUAGAAUCAGAUACUUCCAAUCUCUUGGAAUAAGUGCAUUUAUAAUGUUAUGAUGUGAAUAAUUGAACUUUUUUUCCCUGAGGUUGGCCUCUCCCCAGUGUUCCAUGCCCUCUUCCACACAAAUGGUCCUCAGUCUAUUCCAAAAAGCUGACUUCACUGGUCCAAGUGAACCCGAAUGAUAUUAGGCCCUCAAACAACAUCAUGGAGUGACGUGGCCAGGCUAGAACAAACUGUGGUUGUGAGAAAUUCUAUUCCCUCAGUCUGACCCUCCUCUAUUAGCUUUGUUAGCUGUCAGAGUUUGGUCAGAAAUCCUGAUUGUCUCCAAUAUUCAGAAAUGUCUAUCAAUGAUUAAAUGCAAAAUAAAUCACUUAUAACAAACCUUCAAAGAAUUAAAAACAUUGCAAAACACAAAUGAUUUUAAAAAAUAGUGUGUUGCCUUAUACCUUCUUUCCUUCCUUCCCACCCUACAAUCCCCAUUAAAGUGAAAGGUCGCAUUGAUCCAGCAAUAGAUCUUGGUGCAGCGGAUUCCUCUGAGUUAAUGCUGGGGAGUCUCAGCAAGGUUCUGCCUUACUGUUGGACUCCAAUGGAAUUCAGGGUGACCAGUGUUGGACUGCAGCUGGAGAACGGCCAGCAGCACAUGGUCAGGUUCCGCAAAAUGUAAGUAUCACAACUUGGAGGUACUUACUGAGAAAUACUGGAAAUGCUACACAAAAUCGAGCAAUAACUGGAACAAAGAGUUUCUCAAACCUCUAAGAUCAGUGAAGUGAAGACCUAUACUGAGCAUUCCCAACCAGGUUGGGAAUCACAAAAUAAUUUGGAUCCUUGUUGAAAUUUAUUCUCCAUCUCCCAGCGGGAUUGCUGCAGCAGGGAACGAAGUGUGGGAUGUGGAUAGGGCUGAGAAAGGAAUUAUUGGAAACUGGGAGCUCACAGGGUUGAAGAGUAAGGAAGAUCCUGGUAUUUGGCCAUAGAGCCAUAGAAUUCUAGAGUUAUACAACACAUUAAUGCCCCUCAGCCCAACCUGUCCAUACCAAUCAGGGUGCCUGCCUAAGCUGGUCCUAUUUGUCGGCCUCUAUCAUUUACCCCUCAAAAAUGUUCCUAUUCAAAGUACUUGUCUAAGUAGCUUUUAAACAUUUUAAGUUUACCUGCUUCUACCACUUCUUCUGGCAGCUCAUUCCACAUACCAACCUCUCUGUGAAAAAACUUGGUGGUCAAAUCCCCUUUAAAUUAUUACACUCUCACCUCUGGUCUAUGCCUGCUAGUUCUAGACUCUCUUACCCUGGUAAAAUGCCUGUGAGCACCCUCUUAUCUAUGCCCUUCAUGACUGUUAAAUACUCUUCUGCACUCCUGGGAAUACAGCCCCUAGCGAGCUAAUCCCUAUAACUCAAGCCAAUCAGUCCCAUAAUAUCAUAGUGAACAUUUUCUGCAGUUUUUCUAGUUUAAUAAAGCUAUGUGAUUAUAACUGCACACAAUACAUUAUGGUUCAUCAUAGACUGGCAACAGAUCAGAUGGAAAGAUAGAGACUGGAUCAGGAUGAUAAUGACCUUAUUUACAAGUUGAGUUGAGGGGACUUGGAUGAUUGCUAGGGGAAGAGACACGGAUCUUGAUUGGUGGAUUUGUAGUGCUAAGAAAGCAGUUCUUGCUGCUCCUGGUCUACAACCUGCAAUGGCACUUGCCUCUUGGAUCAGUCAGAUCUCACCACAUUUCCAUUUUCCCAGCCUGACUAAGCUGCUCACAUUUAGGAAAUGCCAACAAGUCCAUGCAGGACUGUCAGCAAGAUCCAGCAGAAUCUAGGACAAGUUCGCAGCUAGUAAUCUGCCAGGUUCCGUAAAUCUGAGAAACAUACCCACAAUUACAUAUUGCAAUUCCUGGCCCAGCUCUCAAGAGCAUGUUAUUCCCCAACAUUUAUCAAAACAAAAGAAGGUUUUUGUUAUUUUCUCUAUUUAGACAAUUACUCGGAUGGGAAAAGUCUCAAGGUAUGAGGGCCACAGGAAGACAGAUUAGUCUAUUUUAGGUAGACACCUGGAUUGGCAUGGAUGAGUUGGCCAAAAGGCCUGUUUCCAUACUCUAUAACUCCAUGAUUCAAUGAUUCUAUGACCAAUCGUCUGUAUCUGACCUAUGUAUCAGUUGGAUUGGCACAACACGGUGGGCCAAAGGGUCUGUUCUGGUGCUGUACUGUUCUAUGGUCGAUGUUCUAGUCCUCUGAGCUCCCAAUCUCCCAUAAUUCUUUUUCUUGUCCUAUCCACAUUCUGGAUUUUGACUUUCACUGCAGCAUUCCAGCUGGAAGACAGAUAAGCUUCAAUGAAGAUCCAAACAAUUUUGUGAUUUCACUGUUGAACUAGCUGGGAAAGCUCAGUUUCAGACUUCACCAAUCUCAGAGGUUUGACCAGUAGGAGAAUAGGGUUCCAAUGUUAGUGUUUAACCCAAAACCAGCACAUCUCUCCCAUUCUUUCCAUAGGGAUAAAAUUAUCUGACUGCACCCACUUUCCUCGCUGUUAUGUAUAUUUGUGUUUACUAUCAACAAUUACAUCAUAUUCACAGUUUAAAUAAUGAAAUAAUUAAUUCUUACUAUGACACUGGUCUUAUUCUGGUGAAGCUACUCCAAAUGGACAAAUUGGUAACAGUUUAAAAUGGACAAUGACAACUCCGUCAUUGAAUUUCAAAAGUCAAAGACAAAGGAAAUUUACUAUCAAGGUAUAUAUAUAAGUCACCAUAUACUGUCUUGAGAGUCACUUUCUUAGAGGCAUUUACAGGAAAAUAAAGAAAUAUAAUAGAAUUUAUGAAAAACUAUACAUAAGUAAAGAAUGGCAAACCAUAAAAGAAAACAAAUUGUGCUAAUUAAAAUGUAAAAUAAAUAAAUGAUAUUGAGAACAUGGAUUCUGUUGGGAAUUUAAUAUCCAACACGACAGGUGAUGUUUGCAAAAUCACAGACUACCAGCUUUGCUUUCUGUCAUUUUGGUAGUUGCAUGAUCUGUUAGUAAUUCAGACGUUGCUUCAUUAUAGGGAUCAAUCUUCAUCUGUUAACAUAUGAUGUGUGAAGGGACUAAUCUGUUCUUGCCAUCUUUAUACAAUUGGGAAAAGUUAAAAUGAUUGCCCAAGUGCUUAUUGUUGUCAAUCACUGCCUCUCUCAAACUAAAAAAGGUUGCAAAGCCAUCUUGAUUCCAGAACAUUUGGUAUUUGUUGUGUCUGAGGUCCAACAGCAAGACCAGCACUUUAAAGAUGAGACUAAUGGCACCAGGGAGAUCUAAUGGCUGUGGUGAGUGGUUUUAUUGCUUCACAUAGACCUUCUCCAAAUCAUUUCUCCCUAUUUCACUUGCUCAAUAUUAAAUUUCAAUACCAAUUCUUGUAGUUGAGGGAUCCAUGAUCAGGAAGAAUAUUUCUUUUUAAAAAAUUCAUUAUUAUAUAAUAUAUAUACUAUGUAUACCCAGUUAAAUACAAUAUUAACAAUCUCUGAAAAUGAAAUUAUUACUAGUAUGAAAAAUAUGUAGAGUCAUGUUCGAUCUUCUUGCAUUCAUAAUUUGCCACGGAUUUUUCACUAGAAGUCUUAGGAGAGCCCUACUUAUCACAGCUCAGUGCAGUGCAUUUAGGAGUGGACUGGGGGGUAAAUAAUGGCUACAGUUCUACAGUUGGCAUCAACAACAGAUUUGAACUUUACAAUAUAGAGAAGAAGAAUAAAGGUGCCAUAACAUCUUGUGUGUUAUUCUAAUAAAUAAAAUGCAAUAGAAAAUAUGUAUUUACAAUAAAAUUAGUCGCUUAC
Mobula hypostoma (lesser devil ray) is the source of this 5332-nucleotide messenger RNA. Its product is annotated as metalloreductase STEAP4-like. Lineage: Eukaryota; Metazoa; Chordata; Chondrichthyes; Myliobatiformes; Myliobatidae. The coding region runs from base 117 to 1508 and encodes 463 amino acids. Gene Ontology annotation, biological process: copper ion import. Gene Ontology annotation, molecular function: cupric reductase (NADH) activity; ferric-chelate reductase (NADPH) activity. Gene Ontology annotation, cellular component: endosome; plasma membrane. The record is from RefSeq and is a predicted model, not a curated record. The transcript is spliced from 5 exons.